AUGACGAAGCGCACGGUCCCCAGCGAGAAGGAUGAGUCCGCGAGCCAGUGCGUGACGAUCACCCUCCUUUCUCGGCCCUUUUCUUCCAGCGUCUCGUACACCUUCUGGGCUGCCCGACCCACGCCGGGAUGCAGGGGCAGGACCAGCAGCUGGCCCAGCCCGGGGUUCAGGGCCACAGCCUCGGUCUGGAUGGCCUCGCAGCACUCGGUGAUCUCCUGCAGGAAAGGACCAAGGGACACGCACGAGGUCCCACCACCGCAGAAAGGCCUGAGCAGGCCCCAAGUCAGGAAGCUGCUGCUACCUGUGGCCAAGGGGGCAGGUAAGCGGCUCCUGGUGAAGUCGCCCUGCCGCCAGCCCGGAGUGUGGGGCGGGGGCGCGAGCCCCUCCCUGUGGGGCCAGAAAACCCCAAGGAUCCUCGCACUGGACCUGGUGGUGCGGGAUGAGAAUGAAAACAUCCUGGACCCCGACAGGACCAGCGUCAUCAGCCUCUUCCAGGCACACAAGAAGGCCACACAGACCAUCAUGCAGCGCAUCCAGGAGGAGAUGAAUGUGAUCUACCACGGUGCAGGAGACAAGCUGGCAAGCGAGUAUCGCUCUGUGGUCUACUACCAGCAGCGACACCAGCGAUGGAUGGAGACGGUGAAGAUUGCUGUUCCCAUUGAAGAUGUCCACAAGACCCACCUACGAUUCACCUUCAGGCAUCGCUCCUCCAGUGACUCUAAAGACAAAAGUGAGAGGAUUUUCUCCAUGGCCUUCGUGAAGUUGAUGCGACCUGAUGGUACCACCCUACGUGAUGGGGAACACGACCUUUUUCUGUAUAAGGGCGACAGUCGGAAACUGGAAGACGCCAGCUCGUACCUGAACCUGCCGUCCACAAGAAACGUGUUGGAGUCAAAGAUCCUCUCGGGUUCCUCCUUCCGAGUGAGCGGAGGCACUUCGGGGAUAAGCGUGUCCACCCGGGACAGUUUCCAGAUCUCCACCCUCGUCUGCUCUACCAAACUGACACAGAACGUUAAUUUGCUAGGGCUGCUGAAGUGGCGCUCAAAGCCCAGCCUCCUGGCUGGGAACCUCCAGAAGCUGAUGAAUGUGGAUGGAGGGGAAGUCAUCAAGUUCCUCCAAGACACUUUGGAUGCUUUGUUCUCCAUCAUGAUGGAGAAUGCGGACACGGAUGUCUACGACACCCUUGUCUUUGACGCCCUGGUGUCUUCAGCCUUCCCUGGGCAGGCGGAGGGAAGCCCAGCAUUUUGCUCUGAUCCAGCAGACAAAUUACCAGAGAUGUCCAAAAGAGCGUAAGACUGAGGGGGUUUUUGAGAUGGGAUUUGCUGGAUCUGAUCAGGCACGCAGCGCUGAGAGCCGUCCAGCCACGUCUAGGCCGCUCCCUGGGCUGAGCAGAGCCUGGACCCCCCGGCUCUGGGCAGAGGCCGUGAAGGUGGCUGGACUCUCCAGGUGAGGACAGCAGUAGCUGCAGUUCGAGCAAAGCUCAAAGGUAUUUUCUCUAGAACAAGCAGUGAAAGCAGCGUCAAGAGACAAGCGUGAUCCUAGCGGACAGCCCGGGGAGCGUCAGGCCAGAGCAACUGCUGCGCUCCCGCCCGAGACACCGGGCACCGGUGACGGCAUGAGCUCUGGGCAAACCGGCCGGGA
Struthio camelus australis is the source of this 1641-nucleotide messenger RNA. The record is from RefSeq and is a predicted model, not a curated record. NCBI's taxonomy places the organism in Eukaryota, Metazoa, Chordata, Aves, Struthioniformes, Struthionidae.